This is a messenger RNA of Melozone crissalis (California towhee), 5664 nucleotides long. RefSeq lists its product as uncharacterized. The record is from RefSeq and is a predicted model, not a curated record. Lineage: Eukaryota; Metazoa; Chordata; Aves; Passeriformes; Passerellidae. The coding region runs from base 143 to 3016 and encodes 957 amino acids. The transcript is spliced from 8 exons. Gene Ontology annotation, molecular function: zinc ion binding.
CGCAGCCCUUCCGCGUUCUGUGGCAGCCGGGCCGCAGCCCCCCGGUGCCGUCGAGCUGGAAGUGGAGGGGCAGUUGUACGAGCGGAGCCCGAAGCAGCAACAGCAGCAGGAGCGGCGGCCUCCCGACCCCUCGCCGCCGCCGAUGGAGGCGAGCCUGACGUGCGCCGUGUGCCUGUCGCUGUUGGAGGAGCCGGUGACGCUGCCGCUGUGCUCGCACAACUUCUGCCGGGGCUGCGUGCUGGAGUGCCUGGCCUCGGCCGAGGCCGCCCGCCUGCAGCAGCUGCAGCGGAACCCGGGCCGGGCCCGUCUCGGCCGCGGGGCGCCGGGGCCGGGGCCGGGCCCGAGCCCGUCCUGCGCCCGGGUGCCUUGUCCUCUGUGCAGGAAGCUGUGCCUGCUGCCCCGCGGCGGCGUGGCCGCCCUGCCCGUCAACACCACCCUGGCCGAGGUGGUCAAGCUCUACCGGUCCGGCGCCGCGGGCGCCGCCACGGCCGGGGAGGCGGCGCUGGGGCCGAAGCCGGGAUCCGACCCGCUCUCCCUGCCGGCGUUCGGGGGAAGCUGCCAGAAACAUCCGAGCCGGCCGGUGCAGCUCUACUGCCGCAUGUGCCGGCAGGCGGGGUGCGGGCAGUGCGUCUCCGAGGAGCACCAGGGCAUCUUCCACUCUGUCAACCUCAUAGACACGGUGUACCAGGAAGAAAAAUUAACCUUCUUUAGCACUCUGAAACAAAUGAGGAUAAUGAAUGAGAAGCUGGUGAAUGAGAUCUCAAAACGACCGAACGAUGCAGAUAUGACAUUGAAAAAUGAUGUGGAGGUAAUUGAGCUGAAAUUUGGAGAAAUUUUCAAAACUCUAGAAGUGAAAAAACAGCAAUUACUAGAAGAUGCUGGAAAUCAAAGAAGUAAAAAAGAGAAGGAAUUUCAGAUUUGGAAGAAAAUGAAAGAAACUCACAAGAAGACCAUUGAUAAUUUUUUGAAGGAUUGUGAAAAGCUUGUCCAUGAGUGUGAUCCUCAGUGUUUCCUGGAGGUUGCCUGUGGCUUGAAUUCAAGAAUGAAAACUCAGCUUGAUGUGAUGAAUAUAGCAUCCAACUGGGAGAAACCACCAGUGUAUACACCAAAGAAGAUAGAUAUCAAGUCUGUGGUUAAUGAAAUCUUAGCAUUGGAGUUAACACCUGUUGAUGCAGGCAUUGUUCAAGAGCUGCCUUAUGAAGGAAAUGAGAGCUCAACUCUAUUUAAAGAUACCUUAAAGCAAUGGCAGGACCAGAAGAAUAUACCCAACACAUUUCUUCCUGUAACAGGACAGGAUGAAGCAGACGGUAGCAGGAUCCCUACUCGCUUUAUGUCAAUAUCAGAAAUGUCAGCAUUUCAAAAUAUGAGCCAUGAGGAGCUACGUUACAAAUACUAUAUGGAACUUCAGAAGCUCACCAAUGUGUUUAAGACUCAAAGUUUCCCUGCAAACAAAAAGUAUAAAUUUGUAACUGCUGAGGCCUUCAAGGAUAAGUCCUCAGGAACUUCUUUUGUAUCUUCACCUACCAAAGCAAAUAAGACAGAUAAAAUAAAAAUGGGAGCCCUGCAAAGAGGAGGUGGCUUUGACAAAGGAAACUCUCCUGGAAGCAGUGCUCACAGCAUCCCAUCCACAAGUAAUGGUGGCUUAAAAUUAUUUCAUGAGGGAAGUGGCCAGGAAGUAUCUGCUGUAGCUUUGUCAGAAGCCUCUCCAGACUUGUUAAUUAAAGAAAAAUGGCCAAGACAGGCAUCAGCAGGUACUGUUUCCAAGGAAAUGAAUGCAAAUUCUGGCACUUUAUUGGACUUACAACCAGCAGCAACAGUGGCUGUUACUGUUUCAGCUUCAGAAUCUGUAGAUGUUUCAGCAGAGAGACCUUCAGGUGUACCUUUUACUUUCAGUGCAUCUAACAACUCAUUACCAAGAUUUAGUAAAGACAGAGGUACAUUUUCCUUUAAAAAGCAAGACAAGAGGUGUACUUUCCCUCAGUUUUAUUUAGGGAAAUGUGAUAAGCUGGAUAAAACCAAUAACCAGGAUAAAUAUGGUCCUGAAGCCAAGAACAUAGUUUGUGAUGCUCCAACAAGUCCUAAUUUAGUCUCACCUGAAAGUGAGAAACCACACAUUUUGUUUCCCUUUGGCAAUUCAGAAAGAGAUUGGUUUGCGGGAUCGGAAGCUAGCAAUUCAUGUAAGGUGUUACCAUCAUCCUCAUUUUUCACCCAAUCUGAGAAGCCAUCUGACAAAACAUUAUCUCACAUGAAGGAAAAAACACCUUGUGCAAAGGAACCUGGAGGAUGUGGUACACAGAAACCAUCUGUCUUAAGGGAGCAAAAACCUCACACCUCAGAAUCCAGCACAACUGUAGCCUGUGGUACUUCAGACACCAACACUGGAGCUGGGGUGAAUGACAUCUCCAAGACCCCUCUUCUCACCAAUAAUUGUGUGUUUCCUUUCAAAAGUAACUUUCCAUUGCCUUCACCAGUAUUUUCAUUUGGAGGCAUUCUCAGAAAUACCUCUGAUUUGCUGACUUCUUCUGUGUUUUUUUCUGGAAACAGAACAGAAAAAAUUGAUAAGGAGAAGAUGAAAUCUGACAAAACACUUCUAAAUCUAGGAAAACCUGUAACUUCAGAGUGUGCAGAGCCACCUUCUCUUCAGAGUCGUCCAAAAUGUGAAGGCUCAUGUUUGCCAGUGAACUCAUCUGAAAACACUGAAAGUGCAGAAAGGCUUGGUGAUGGUAACACUCCUUGUCAGCCUUUAUGUUCAGGAGUCCUUCCUGUUGAAUAUGAGAAUGCCGCCUCCACUCAACUCCCUGAAGCAACACAACAACAAAAAAUGGUAAAAGAUGAAGAAGCUGUUUCUGAAAACAACUGUUUGUGUCCUAGAAGGGAGGAUGAACCUGAGUCUGUACAGUGUCAGAGUACAGCUUGUUCUGUUCCUGGCACGUGCAACGAUCCAUCUUUAGGAGGUUCUGUGCUUGCAGUAAAUGAGACAGGAGAAAUGCUAAGAGACAGCACUUCUGACACUUAAGAGCUAAGUCAAACGUCUGUCUCUACUGAUACCAGCCAUGCAUCAGAAUAUUUUUCUGUUGCUGAAGACAAAAUGUCAGGUAGAACAAAAUCAGAUGUGAAGAGAGACUGAAAAGGAAAAUUAACUGGAAUGAAAUAAAUGCUACUUAACACAUUAAAAGGUGGGCAUAGUUGUGAUUUUACAGCUGUUCUACCCACUUCUCACCAAUCAAGGUAUAUCUCUGUCAGAAACAUAACUGCUUAUGAGCAGUACAAUGCAAUGAAGUGACUUUUAUAGUAUAGUCAUUAUCUCGAGAAACAACCAAAAAUGUCAUGUCCUGCUCAAGACCAAAGCAUAGCCAUAGAUGCUGCAUCUUCAAGAAUGCAAACCUUCUGGGGUAUGUUUGGGGGAUGGGGAGCUGAGGUGUCCCAGAGAGCGAGCUGGGUGAAGCCUCAGUGGCAGGAGGCAGUUAAUUGCUGUCUGUGUGCAGCAGCACUUGCAAUUAAAUGGGUAAGAGAACAGCCAGAGAGCAUUCACCUCACAGGCAGGGAGGGAGGAGAGCCACAAAAAUAAAGGAUAUUGAAGGUGUUACUAAAAAUUGUGUUACUUAUCUCCCCUUGGCUGUUCCUUUUUCUGUGAUGUGUUUAAUGUAUGUUGAAGGUGUAAGUUCAAGUGUAAUUUCAAUAAUUUCUCUUGUGCUUUUGAAAUGGAAGCAUCAUAUCAGUGUUCUUGUUACACACUGCAGAAGGGUGUCAGCUACACUUGUGAAGUGCUGCUUUCAGGAAAAAGAAACAUCACAAUUGAAUUUCAGCUCUUUUUGGCAACUGUUUGGGGAUACUUGGACAGAUUAACUUGCUGUUUUAUUGAAAGCUUUUGGAGACCCUAGCUUUUAAACCACAAAAACUUUAUUUUGAUGUCUGUGUGUAAUAAUAAGAAAAAAGGAAAACAGCACUUCUUACUAUAUAUUAAUGAUUUGGAAUUCAUGGAGUUUUUAGUCUGAAAAUCAGUACACAGUAAGGAUAGAAAGACCAUCUUUUCUACUUUGCUGGCUAUCUUGCUGGAUCCAAGAGAUAACUGCUUUAGUUAUUGGAAUACACAGACAGAAGCACUGUUUCAGAAUAAAGGUCUAUUGUGUUUACUGUUUAUGCUUCAGCAAAAGCUGAUGCUAGGCUUUAAAGAAAUUAAUUGUGUAUUAGAUAGAUAUGGCAACUGGCAGUAUUAAAUCAGAAUGCAGAAUGUUUAAUAUUUCUUCAGAAGUUUUCACUGGCAACUAGAAAAAUCAACCUGCAAAUUACCUCUGUAACUCUGUAAGAAAAAUAUUACUUAAAUUCAAAUCUCUGCAGUAUUUACUAAUAUACUUACUGUGACAUAAAGCUUAGAGAAACCAUUCUUCUUUCAGGAAAUUUUGACCUAAUUUCAUUUGUGUUCAGUUCUUGGCCUCAGUUUUUCUGUGGCAGUGCAUUCCUUUAUUAAAUGUGCUGAAAAUUAUUAAAUGUUUCUGCUAUUUAUCGCAAUAAUGCAACUUUUCUGUCUGCAUUACAAUAAGGAAGGUGGUAAAAAUUCUCUUUAUGGUUAGUCUUUUAGUUUUUGAUGUUCAUCACUUAAAUCUUACUGUAUUUCAAUAUUUCUCCUAAGAUUUUUUUUCUGCUGUUAUCUCUAGACAUUCAUGUCAUGUUCUGCAUGUGUAAGAGAGAAAUGUUAACUCAAAUCACUGGAAGACAAAGGCUGAGCAAGAUGAUAAUGGCAGUGUCACAGGUGGCAGUUGGUCUCACUCUAACAAAAGCAAGAGAAAUUGAACAAUUUUAGAGUCAGAUGAGGCACCUGUAAAAUUCAGCACCAGAAAGUUGCAGAAAAUGUUUGUUUUCUUUUACACUGACAAAAAAAAUCCUAAUGAGCUAGGGUUAAUCAGAAACUAUAAAAAGUUUCUGAAGCUUAACAUAUUUUCAACCUGUCUUCUGUUAAUUUCUGUUAUUUCAUGAGAGUUUGAUAAAGUCUAUCUUCCAUGCAGAAACUUUUUCUCUUAGUGAAAAGACACUCAUAAAGCAAAUACUACUAUAUACUACUUUGAAAGUAAAAGUUGUGGGUGUGGGGGUUUGCUCUAGUCCUGGGGCUGCUUUCAGGCUUUGCUGUCCAAGUGCCUUACAGUGCAGCAUUCAGGUUUUGCAGGGCAGAUCUGGUUCACAUAAAACAAACAAGAGGAUCCUCGCCCACUCCCUGGGCCAUACUAUGCUGACCCAGAAGGGAGCCCUUCCCCUGUUCCCUGAAAAUGCUGUGAGGUACAGAAUAACCUCUGGAUCUUGGGCUUGCCUCCUCCUGACUACUGUAAAAAUUAACCCUGUCCUGGAUGAAAGCAGGACAAUCAGUGAUUUUGGGUGAACCAGAGCUAAUUCAAAGAAAUGGGGUUCAGAGUUGUCCCUAAUGCAUAUUUGGCUUUUUAUUCAUAGAGAAUAACUUACACCACUGUCUUUGUCAUCAUCAUAAAAUUCUGUGUAGCAGUGAGGACUGAUGUCAAAGCCUCACUUUCCUAGGUUAUCUAAACUUAGGUGUGUGUGCGUAUAUUUUUUUUCAGAUAUAGGUAAACAAAAAGGCAGUGUUAAAGUGAAGCAUUUGUCUGAAAAUACUACUGAGAAAUUUGCCCUUGCUGGGAAAAAAAAACCAAAAACAGACAA